Molecule: messenger RNA, 171 nt
Organism: Brugia malayi
Lineage: Eukaryota; Metazoa; Nematoda; Chromadorea; Rhabditida; Onchocercidae
Exons: 2
Coding region: 1-171 (56 amino acids)
Molecular function (GO): calcium ion binding
Source: RefSeq, a predicted model, not a curated record
AUGCCAUUUGCAACAACAGCAAUUACGGAGCAGAAUGCUAAUGCAAAAUGCUUGGUGAUUGUCUUUCCUUCUGGAGCGAUGUGUAUAAAUUUGGCAGGCUCCUUCAAAUGCGAGUGCUUGCCAGGCUACCAAAAACUCGAUGAUCGAAGUAUGGAUGUAAUGCGUGUUUAA